AUGACCGCCACCAUAGUACAAUCGCCUCUCUCGUUACAACAGCACCUGGAGAUUGCCCCAGACCUAUCCAACAUCAUCCCGGAGAACCUCGAGGGGGAACUACAACCAUUGAUAAUGGCACAAGCGGUGCCUAAUCCGCCGAACGACAGAAAGAGGGUCAAGGUCUACGAGUUGAAAAAUAAUGACUGGUUCGACAGAGGCACCGGCUUCUGUGUCGCGUCUUUCGCAUUCGUACGUAUACCUGUCCCGUACACCUCGCGCAUCUUCAUACUUGCGCCUCCGUCACGUCUGGUAUAUCGCAGUCGACCGAAUGUCCUGCUAACUCCAGUCGCGCAGAAUGAAGUCACUCGUCAGGAAGAACCGCGCGUGACUGUCCAGUCGGAGGAGAAGCCAGACGUCACCCUUCUUGAGACUCGAAUCUGCAAGGAAGAUUCGUUCCAGAAGCAGCAAGGUACAAUCCCAUCGAGAACCUGUUUGUGGGCCGAGGCUGAUAUCGGCUUUUUAGAUACCCUCAUAGUAUGGACCGAACCAACAACUUCGGUGGACAUGGCUUUAAGCUUCCAGGAAUCCGAGGGCUGUGCUACCAUCUGGAAGUUCGUCAACAACAUUCAACAGCAGCUGCUCGCGAUUGGCGGACCGGAUGAUGCCUUGUCCGACGAUAUCUCCGUCGAUCCCUUCAAUAACUCACUCUCCAUGCCAAACCCAGGUCUUGGUAAUCUCGCGGAGAUCGAACAUACCAUGCGAGGCUUACACCAAACAAAUCAGGGUCGGGAGUCUCUGACAAAGUUCGUUAUAACCGAGGAAUACAUCCCGAAGUUGAUCCCUUUGGUCGAAAUGGCCGAAGAUAUGGAGGAUCUACCGAGUCUGCACCGACUAUGCAAUAUCAUGAAGACCCUGAUAUUGUUGAAUGAGAGCAGCAUCAUGGACCUCGUGGUAUCGGACGAGUUGAUUUUGGGUGUUGUAGGGGCCUUGGAGUACGACCCGGACUUCCCAAGCCACAAGGCAAACCAUCGUCUCUGGCUAGGAAAGGAAGGCAGAUAUAAGGAAGUGGUCCGAAUCAACGAUGACACCAUUCGCAGGAAAAUCCACGCUACAUAUCGGCUGCAGUACUUGAAGGAUGUUGUGCUUGCGCGGAUCCUGGACGAUCCUACUUUCUCCGUACUUAAUUCUUUGAUUUUCUUCAACCAGGUCGAUAUUGUCACACACUUGCAAACGAAUCCAGCUUUCCUCAGUGAGCUAUUUGGAGUAUUCGGACCAGAAGAACCCGACCAAGAGAGGAAGAAGGAAGCCGUACUCUUUAUCCAACAAUGCUGUGCCAUUGCGAAGAACCUGCAACAACCCGCGAGACAACAGCUUUAUAACAACUUUCUGGGACAAGGAUUGCUCUCGGUAAUCAACUUUGCACUUCGACAUAGCGAUGUCGGUGUUAGAGUAGGAGGCACCGACGUACUGGUCUCGAUGAUUGAUCACGAUCCUCAGAUGGUCCGCCAAACUAUAUUCCGACAGAUCAAUGAGAAGCAGACACCCCUGACUGAUUCUUUGAUUGACCUGCUCCUCGUAGAAGCCGAUCUAGGAGUCAAAGCACAAAUUGCUGAUGCUAUCAAGGUUCUGCUUGAUCCAGGAUCUCAAAGCAGCCCACUAGACCAUAUGGCGAGGCACAAUGGUGAUCUUGCAAGAAUGCGACCUCAUCCCGACCCACAACAAGCAGAGUUCGUCAAGGAUUUUUACGAUGACUCGGCCAAAAAGCUGUUCAAGCCUCUGGUAGACUUGAAAUAUAGAAAGAACACGGAAUUCAGUGUAAAUGAAGUAUCCCUCUUCAUCUACCUCAUCGAAAUCCUCUGCUUUUUCGUUCGGCAGCAUACCCAUCACAGCAAAUACUUCGUACUCUCCGAGAAGCUAAGUCACCGUAUUGCUCAGCUUCUCUCAAGUACGGAGAAAUAUCUGCGAUUGACUGCUUUGAAAUUCUUCCGCAAUCUAAUUGGACUCCAAGACGAAUUCUACAAUCAACAAAUGACCCAAGGCAUGCUUUUCGAGCCAAUCUUGGACUUGGUUUUGGAGACAAUGCCGCGCGACAACCUUCUGAACUCAGCUUGCCUGGAAUUUUUCGAGCACAUCAAGAAGGAAAACAUCAAGACCAUCAUCAGUCAUUUGGUGGAGAAUUACAGGGAGAAGCUGGUGAGAAUCACAUACGUAGAUACCUUUAGCAACUACAUCAUGCGAUUUGACCAGACCCAAGGAUUUGCUCCGAACGCAGAGGCUCCGCUCCUGGAUACCGAAGAGGACACGCCACCCAAGCGUCCAGAAGCAGGCAGAGGAGGCAGAUGGCACCCAGGUAUCAAAGACCUUGAUGACCAGGAGGAAGAAUACUAUAACACUUCGGAUAACGAAGAAGACACCGCUGUCAAGGUGUCGCCUAGCCGCCCGGAUUCUAACGGCGCUUCACCGGCAUCUAAACCAUUGGUUGAUUACAACUCCGAUGAAGAGAAUGACAUGGAAACGGAUAUUUCGGCCGGCAUCCUUGGAUCAGAUGAGAACACGCCCCCUACACCGCAACCGAAAGAUGAUAGUAACGGGCUUUCCACUCCGAUAAAUUCACUAGUUCAGUCACCUCCUGAGAAGCUCUCCGAAAAACGCCGCCGAGAAGAGGAAGACGAUGAUGAGUUAAGCAAGCUUUCGCACCCCAAACGUCGGAAUUCGACAAGCUCUGUGGCAUCGAAUACAAGCAGCGUCUUGAGAAAGAAGAGAAGCUUUAGCAGCAGCCCGAACGGAAACGCUGGCGGCAAAGGCAAGAUUGCUAUCAGUAUUUCCUCCGCUAUCAAGACAGUUGGGGAGGGUCCCGGCGGUGGUGACAGUGGCAGUUGA
Messenger RNA from Drepanopeziza brunnea f. sp. 'multigermtubi' MB_m1, 2862 nucleotides. Lineage: Eukaryota; Fungi; Ascomycota; Leotiomycetes; Helotiales; Drepanopezizaceae. The record is from RefSeq and is a predicted model, not a curated record.